Lutzomyia longipalpis is the source of this 889-nucleotide messenger RNA. RefSeq lists its product as uncharacterized. Gene Ontology annotation, molecular function: DNA binding. The coding region runs from base 70 to 807 and encodes 245 amino acids. NCBI's taxonomy places the organism in Eukaryota, Metazoa, Arthropoda, Insecta, Diptera, Psychodidae. Gene Ontology annotation, cellular component: transcription regulator complex; nucleus. The transcript is spliced from 2 exons. The record is from RefSeq and is a predicted model, not a curated record. Gene Ontology annotation, biological process: regulation of transcription by RNA polymerase II.
CGUUCCUAUCAGUGUGUGAGAAACCUCCGUAGCUGUGAGACUUAUUUGUGUCGCUAAAAAUCACUCAAAAUGGAUAAAAAUAAACUAAUUGAACUUGUGCAACAACAUCCAGCCCUUUACGAUACAACGCAUCAAUCCUAUCACGAUAUGAGUGUCAAGAAACAGGCGUGGAAGAGUAUUGCACGUGAACUUGACCUUCCAAUGGAGAAAAUUCGUAGAAGAUGGACUAGUCUGAGGGAUUCCUACAGACGUACUUACGCGAAGCAUAAGGGCCCAAAACCAGAAAAUGCAUCUGACCACAUUCCCCUCAAAUGCUGGGUGUUUGGGAUGAAAAUGUCAUACCUAUAUCCAUUCUUGAGAAUGAGACGUAAUCAACAAGAUCUGGAUGAAGAAACCGUAGAUCCAUUAUCAGACAACGAAGAGGCUGCUAUGGAAUGUAUUCCUGUUCUAUCGCCAUCUGCCUUCAAGGAAGACUCUCACACCUUUCCAUCAACUGGAAUUCAACACGAUUUCAUGGAGAGUAAGAACAACGAUGGAAUUGACGACACAGGAAGUGUUUCUUCCGCAGAAUUUCCAACAUUGCCUGAGAAUCAGGAGACAGUGGUUGUUUCCCUACUCAAGCAUAUCCUGAAGGAACGUCAAGAAAUCGAUGAUAUUGGGCAGUUUUUUGAGUGUAUGGCCACAACUGUUCGUACCUUUCCUCCACAGUACAGGGCUCAGGUGAAAACAAAGGUGUUUGAGAUUGUUAACAAAACGGAAUUGGAGAUUCUAAGUAAGCCAUCUUCUUCAAGAUCCUUUAAUUCUUAGAGUUCUUUAAUAAAGAUUUACCGGCUUAAGCUGUAAUACUUUGAAAAUUUAAAGAUCAAUAAAUAUUAAAAUGAAUGAAAAA